Haemonchus placei is the source of this 582-nucleotide messenger RNA. Lineage: Eukaryota; Metazoa; Nematoda; Chromadorea; Rhabditida; Trichostrongylidae. The record is from the annotation of a GenBank genome assembly.
AUGUCAACGGAUACAUCAAGUUCAUGCAUUAAUCAACUCGUAUCGGGUAAAGUUAUCGACAAGUAUACAGUUGUAAAGAAGAUUGGCGAGGGCAAUUUUGGAACAGUAUAUCAUGUAAAUCUGAGUAUUCAAAUGUGCAUCAAACAAGAAAAGUUGCAGCUUCUCCGCCUUGAACUCCUCGUCAUGCAACGUCUCAAAGCCAGAAAUGCCAUACAUAUGCCCGAUCUAAUUAGCAAAGGAAACUACGAAAAUAUUAAUUACAUAGUGAUGAAAUUACUCGGAAGAUCUCUACAGGAUGCCAAGAAAACAGGACCUGAUAAACAUUUGUCACUUGGGCCAGCCAUAGGGGUCUCAAUUCAAGACGUGAAACCAGGAAAUUUCGUGAUUGGUCGACCAGAAGAUGGAGAUCUACGGAAGCUCUACAUCAUCGAUUUUGGAAUGUGUCGUCAAUUCGUCGAUAGUAAAAGUACAAUGCUACCACCACGUAAAAAAGCACCAUUUCGUGGUACUCCUCGUUACGCUCCCAUAGCAUCUCAUUUGUUCAAGGAGCACUGUCGCAGAGAUGACGUUGAAAGCUGGUAG